GUGAUGUCCCGUCACGAAUAAGUGGCGCGGCCUCAGGUGGUCCAAAAGAUUACCACGCGGAUCCAUUGCACUUGGAGCCGGUUGGCGCACAGCUCGUGGAAGCCUUUUACGUUCAUUUUGACAUGACGCGGAUUGCCUUUUCGCAAGAUCCGUCAAUCGACACAAUCUUCUUCGAUUUGGUGAUCGACAACUUUCAAUUUGACUGUCUUCUUCCGGGCCGGAAAGAUUUUGAUGUCCAAGACCGAACCACUGGCGAGACGACAAAUGUCGGCAUCAUGUCGUCCUCGCUAGCAAGAAGUGGAAAUGCUAAUUCCUACACCAAUGGUAAGAAACGACUGGAAUUACAGAACAUCGGCGGAAGGUUAGGAGAGGUGCAACGACGUGGUAAAAAUUUUGGCGCCCGAACAAAAAUGCUCCCGUUUGCGGCUCAGCCGGCGCUAAGGCGCACGCGAUCGGAUCUGCGGUCGGUAAGGUCUGAUGCUGGUGGAGCGAGCGAGCAGCGUCUUGUUGAAGAAGAUCCUCACAUGAGCGCGAAGCUUUCCGCAACUAGUGGAUUCUAUGAAGGAGCCCCAGACGGCGGAGGAAAUGUAAAUGACAAGCGAAACACGAAACACCUGUUUUCCACAUCUGCGACGGGAUACUUUACCGGCGAGGAGCAGGACGAUAAUCCUACGAGCACGAUGACACCAAUUGCUGACUACAAUUUUCAACAACGCGGGAGUGCGAGCGCCGAUGAUCGGCAUAUCGACGCGUCUCUCGGCUUCGAUGCGACUUUUCAGCGAGCCAGUUUUGACGACAUGGAGAUAGAAAAUCUUGGCUUCGAAGACGAGAUGUCGACCAAUGGACGACGCAGCACAAGACCAGCAGAGCCCGCGCAAGUUCGCAACCAUUCCGUGAUUCUCGCCUGUCGCAAGUACCGCGAGUGCUUUCUCACGGUUCAAGGGUACAAGCACGGUUGCAGUUCGGCGGACAGUCUGUUUCGCAAUGUGAAGUUUCAACUCGACGACCUGGAGAUGUCGCUGGACGCCGAUGUUCUGAACUUCAUGGCCGCGUGGAACGAGGUACCGCUAGGACUCACCGCCGAAGAAGAGCUCGUCAUGCUCUUCGGUGAC
Amoebophrya sp. A120 is the source of this 1112-nucleotide messenger RNA. NCBI's taxonomy places the organism in Eukaryota, Dinophyceae, Syndiniales, Amoebophryaceae. The record is from the annotation of a GenBank genome assembly.